AUGUCAGGAAACUACGGACAGGACUUUAACUACACCCGGCAAGAAGACUACAAAGUCGACUGGGCACUGCUCUCGACAUUCAGCGUCUUCACCGGGCUGCUAAACGCCUUCUCUAUCGGACUGAACAUCGUGUUGGUGACUACGUUUGUGCGGUGUAAGGUCCUGCACCGCGCCAAUAACGUGUUUAUCGGUCACCUCGCGGUGAGUGACUGUCUGGUGGCCCUGUCCAGAGGCCCGGCUGAUGUCGUAGUCUAUGCGCUCGGUGGGCGGUACGACAGGAUGGUCGUGUGCGAAUGGUUCUCGUUCUUCUCGACUCUCUUCACCAGUGUGUCGAUCUGCACCAUGGGAAUGAUCGCCUACCAGCGCUACAACAGCAUCGUGCGACCCAAGGACAACUGCCUCAACAGCAUCAAGCGCGCCUUCAUCGCCAUCCCAGGGAUAUGGGUCUUCGGGCUGCUGUGCGCCAUCCCUCCUCUGGCAGCGUGGAACAUGGCGAUCUUUUCCGUUGACGAGUACAGCCUGCCGGUGUGCUCGGUCACGACUGUCCCGCGGGGGUUCGCGUACGCCGUUUACGUGGCGAUCGUCGCGCUCUUCGUGCCGUUCGUCGCCAUGCUGGUGUUCUACUUCCUGAUCUACUGGGCCGUGCUCAUGCACGGGAAGAAGCUGGAUAAGAACAUCAAGAUGGGGAAGAAGAAGAAGAACAAGUACGCCCGUGUGGAGGGAAAGACGUGCGUCUUAAUGUGUAUGGUGGUGAUCACCUUCUCUCUAACGUGGCUAACGUCUGGUGUUCUAACCUUCUCCGCGUCUUUGGUAGAGACACACCGGACAGAGUUCCUGCUGUCCACCUGCCUGUUGAGCGCCCUGGCGACGGUCUGCGACCCUCUGGUCUACGUGUUCCAGAACCAGCUCUUCCGGCUGUGCGUGAAGAACAUCGUCCUGUUCAAGGGCCCCGUUAACGAUAAAGCGUAUCUUAGGAUAGAGACUGCAGCGAAUAAAACAGUCGCGGGUCCUUUUACUACCACCACGAACACGUCCAACCGCAGGCGACGCUACCCUCCGGGAGAACACCCCAUCACGAAAGGUCUCCCACCGGCGUUUACCGUGGAGGAGCCGACGGAACUGAAGGAUGAGACCGACGGUAAGGCCGCGGGGUUAGCGAGGGCGGACUCGUGGGGCAGGAAGGGGUCGCUGCCGCCGGUGGACCCGGUGAAGGAGCCCGAACUGUUCGCGGAGAUACAGAGACGCAGGUGGAGCACGCGGCGCCUGUCUGUCGUUAUCUUGGGUGAACGAAUAGACGAGGACGACCCCACCAGUUUCGACAGCAGCUGCGACAGUUUCCGGAACGACCGUAACGGGCACCGGGCCCUGCACCGCAUCUCCGAGACCUCCAACAGCGGCGUCGAAGUGCCAACCGCUCCGGCCACCGACAAGCCAACCCGGAGCCGCCGGGGACCGAGGAAGCCGCACCGCUUCUCCGUGGGUGUGCCGUACUUUCACCGGCACGCGGGCGGGAGGCUGAACAACGCCGAACAGAGGCCGCCGGGGUACAUCAGCGACUUCGCCCGGAGAUGCAGCGUCGGGCGUCGACCGUCUUACGAAGUCAGCAUCGAGCUCAACGUCACGCCGUUCGACUUGAAGACCAAAGAGAAGCAGAUGACGCCGAACGAAGAUUCAAACUGA
Molecule: messenger RNA, 1680 nt
Organism: Branchiostoma belcheri (Belcher's lancelet)
Lineage: Eukaryota; Metazoa; Chordata; Leptocardii; Amphioxiformes; Branchiostomatidae
Product: rhodopsin-like
Exons: 4
Coding region: 1-1680 (559 amino acids)
Biological process (GO): G protein-coupled receptor signaling pathway
Cellular component (GO): membrane
Molecular function (GO): G protein-coupled receptor activity
Source: RefSeq, a predicted model, not a curated record